AUGGCAUCUCCGUUCUAUGUUCCAGUCUCGCUCGAUCAUACCGCCCUUCUUCUCUCCGAUGUUCAAUCUCAAAUCCUCCGACGUUUCUCUCAAGAAGAGCAGGCUGCUUAUCUCGGCAAAGUCCUGAAACUUCUAAACUUCUUCCGCUCAGAGAUCAAAUCUCGUCGUGCCUCAGCCAAGGCAGAGAAUUCUCGAUCCCUGUAUGACAAUGUGCCUCUGAUUAUCCAUCAUACGCUUCCCUUCAACAUCAACUCAAACGCAUUCGUGUCGCCUUAUAAUAAGCUUGCAAGCUGGGUGGCCAAGCUCGAAGCUAGCGGUGCCUUUGCCAAUGCGCCUUCUGACCCUCAUCGUCCUCACUAUUGUGUUCCUUCUGAGCUAGUGCCUCCGGGAGGCUGGGGAGGGAAGGAUGAGAUUUUGCUCGGUAAACUGCAACCGAGCUGUUUUGGGUCCUCAGAUCUACUCGCUUACCUACGGGCUCGUGGGAUCAGACAUGUUGUACUGGUUGGAUUGACGACUAUGGGGAGCAUUCUGAGUAGUGCGAGGGCUGGUGCUGAGCUGGACUUUCACGUUAUCUGUGUUGAGGAUGGGAUUAUUGAUGAUGACCCUGAGGUUCAUGAUUUCAUCAUGAAGCGUAUUCUACCUAAGUUUGUUGACGUUGUCACGACCAAGAAUAUCGUGAACCUGGGAAAGGAAAAGUCAGGUGGCUAG
Messenger RNA from Fusarium proliferatum ET1, 708 nucleotides. RefSeq lists its product as uncharacterized. The transcript has a single exon. Lineage: Eukaryota; Fungi; Ascomycota; Sordariomycetes; Hypocreales; Nectriaceae. The coding region runs from base 1 to 708 and encodes 235 amino acids. The record is from RefSeq and is a predicted model, not a curated record.